This is a messenger RNA of Mercurialis annua (annual mercury), 2610 nucleotides long. Its product is annotated as mitogen-activated protein kinase kinase kinase 1-like. The coding region runs from base 154 to 2217 and encodes 687 amino acids. Gene Ontology annotation, biological process: protein phosphorylation. The transcript is spliced from 9 exons. Gene Ontology annotation, molecular function: protein kinase activity; ATP binding. The record is from RefSeq and is a predicted model, not a curated record. Lineage: Eukaryota; Viridiplantae; Streptophyta; Magnoliopsida; Malpighiales; Euphorbiaceae.
UUUAUUUUAUCUUUGAACAAACAACACAGAGUCUCUACUACUGCCACACACAUUUGACCACUUCUCUUCUUCAACCACAGCCAUAAUUAAUUAACUCCGCCGUCCCUUCAAAUCAUCCCAUAAAUUCUUCAAACUUCAAACCCUCUGCAAUCCAUGACCGGAGCCGUCGUACCAAUGGACAAGAACAACAACAACAACCUGCAGAAACGCUUCAAACCCAAACUCGACCGUCGCAACGCCAACAAGAACAUCGACUACGACGCGUCGUAUUCCCCUUCAUCGUCGUGGUCGUCGUCGUCUUUCUCCACGGAAGGCUCAACGACGCCACGAACACGGUCGCUUGAUAUUCUAGACACGAAUAAACUAACAAGCUUUAGAGUAAAAGGAACAGACGGUGAAUUUGAUUUAAUUUGUCAGAGUUUAGGGUUUUCAGGUCCUGAAGAUUUUUCUAUUCCUCUGUCUGUUUGGGAAGCUCAAAAAGCUCGACGCUCGUCGUUCGAUAACGGCAGUUUAUCUUCGCAGUUUCGAGCUAAGCAAACGGUAACUAAUAAUGAUAAGAAUAGUAAGAGAGCUUCUGUUUUUAAGCAAGAAAUUGAUAAUAAAGGAGCUAGGGUUAGUAAUUUAGUUCAUGUGGAGUCAAUUGAGAGUGGUGUUAGUGAUUUUAGUAGAGAUGAAGCUCGUUUAGAGCGAGAUAUGGCUCGAUUUGACAGUGGUGAAGUUGCGUUUGAGCCGGAUAUAGUUCGAUUUGGAAAUCGUGAUAUGAAUAGGGUUACUUGUGUGGAAAGUAAUGUACUUAGUGUGGAGAGGCUUAGAAAUGAUGAUAGGGAUUCUAGUAGAUGUGAAGGUAGGUUGGAGCGAGAUAUGGCUCAAUUAGAUGGUGGUGAUCGAGUUACUGGUGAUCGUAAUUUGUUUGCUGUGGAGAGAAUUGGAAAUGGGGUAAGCGAUUGUAGCAAACGUGAAAAUAAGAGUGUGAGAGUCAGGCCCAUAGGGGAAAGAGAUGUAAUUGGCUGUGGUGGAGCUGGAGGGAUUAGAGGUCUAAGACCGCCGGCUUUGGCACCACCACCGGUUAUGUUAGUGCGGCCUGUAGUUGAUAAUGUGAGUUCAACUUGGGAUUUGAUGAAAUCUUUUGCGCCUCAGGAUGAUGAAGAGAAUUUAAGUCCAAGGGAGUUAAGCUCUUCGGAUGAAGAGGAUAGGGUAAUGGAUGAAGAUAAGGAGGAGGUGGUGGUGGUGGUUGUGGAGAAGGAUAAUGAUGGAAAUAAAGAAAAUGAAUUGUCAACCUCAAAUGAUGAUGGUGGUGGCGGCAGUGGAGUUAGUAUUAUAGAUGAUUCAAGUUCUAGUACUAUGCAGACAGUAUUUUACGUUUCUCCAAAUGUGAAAAUGAGAAUAAAUAUUUCUUCAUGGGAAAAGGGUGAGCUAUUGGGAAGUGGGUCUUUUGGAACAGUUUAUGAAGGCUUCACUGAUGAUGGAUUCUUUUUCGCUUUAAAGGAGGUAUCUUUGCUGGAUCAAGGAAGCCAAGGGAAACAAAGCAUUUUACAACUUGAGCAGGAGAUUUCCCUAUUAAGAAAGUUUGAACACGAGAAUAUAGUUCGAUAUCUUGGAACAGACAAGGAUGAAACUAAGCUUUAUAUCUUCCUUGAGCUAGCGACAAAAGGUUCACUUGCAAGGCUCUAUCAAAAAUACCAUUUGAGGGAUUCACAAGUCUCUGCUUACACCAGACAGAUUUUAAAUGGCUUAAAAUAUCUUCAUGACCGGAAUGUGGUUCACAGGGAUAUCAAAUGCGCUAAUAUAUUGGUGGAUGCUAAUGGAUCUGUAAAGCUUGCAGAUUUUGGGUUGGCCAAGGCAACUAAAAUGAAUGAUGUUAAAUCUUCCAAAGGGACUGCAUUUUGGAUGGCCCCAGAGGUUGUUAAUUUAAAGAAUCGUGGCUAUGGACUUGCCGCUGAUAUAUGGAGUCUUGGAUGUACUGUUUUAGAGAUGUUAACUCGUCAACCACCGUACUCUGACUUUGAACCUAUGCAAGCAUUGUUUAGGAUUGGCAAGGGUGUACCUCCUCUUGUUCCUGAUUCUUUAUCAACAGAGGCCACAGAUUUCAUCCUUAAAUGCAUACAAGUUAACUCAACUGAUCGGCCUACGGCAGCUCAACUGCUCCACCAUCCGUUUGUGAGAAAGCCACUUCAAAGUUUCUUGAGCCCUUCUUCUCCUCGUUUUACAAAUUUAUAACCUUGAGAAAUUUUGUGCUGGGGAAAACAAACGACUACACAUGCGAAUGCUCAUCCAUCUCAGUAAGUCGGGCGAUACUCCCACGAACAAAUACUGAGCUCAUACUACUGCUAGCCAAGGAUGCAUCAUCACAUUCAUCCUCACACUUCCGGUAAUUUUAAUGAACAAUUUGACCUUAACAAUUAAUUUGGUGUAAAUAGUGUUUUGGUGUGUUAUUUCUUGCAUAAGUAACCAUUUGUACCACCGUAUUUUGUUAUAAAUUAGUUUUUGGUCCUUAUGAGUAUAGAGGGGGUGCACCCGGGUUGUUGAUUAAAUGUACAUACUAAAUGUAAUAUGUAUAGCAGUGCUAUUUUUGUAUUCUAAUGAAAAGUCUAUUUGAAGCUUGGGAAUGAA